This is a messenger RNA of Neltuma alba, 887 nucleotides long. RefSeq names its product bet1-like protein At4g14600. Lineage: Eukaryota; Viridiplantae; Streptophyta; Magnoliopsida; Fabales; Fabaceae. The record is from RefSeq and is a predicted model, not a curated record. Bases 181 to 579 code for a protein of 132 amino acids. The transcript has 4 exons.
GUAUAUUUCAAAGAGCCAAGCAAGGGGGAAUGUUGCUGUGUGAACAACGAAUCCGAGUCCGAGUAUUGCUUUCCAAUUCGCUAACUCUGAUUUCGCGGUUGUUAUCGUUGCCAUUGUUUUGCGACCUCCGUUAAGUUCUUCUUAGCCAUCGUUUUUAUUUUAGGGUUUCUAUCUUCUUCGAUGGCUGCCAAUUCGCACGGAGGUGGUUCCCCUUUUGGUCAUGCUGCCCCUUAUCGUUCAAGAGAGGGCCUCACCACGAGAUCAGUUGCAGGGUCGAAUGAAAUCCAAUUGCGUAUUGAUCCGAUGGACUUGGACGAGGAGAUCAGCGGUCUACGUGGCCAAGUUGGAAAACUGAGAAAUGUUGCUGAGGAGAUUGGGACAGAAGUUAAGUAUCAGAAAGAUUUUCUGGAACAGCUGCAAAUAACAAUGAUAAAGGCCCAAGCUGGGGUGAAGAAUAAUCUAAGAAGAUUGAACAAGAGCAUAAUCCAAAAUGGUUCAAACCAUAUUGUUCACGUAAUUGUCUUUGCUUUAGUCUGUUUCUUUAUAGUGUACCUUUGGUCCAAAAUGUCCAGAAAAUGAGGAGAGGGAGGUUUGGCUGUCUGGUGUUGUGGAUGAAGGACAUGACUUCAGGGGCUUCUUCGGACCAUGAGACCACCCUUAUGAUGCCUGAUUCUGUUGUAAAGAGUAUAGCUCUACAAUCCUUUAGAGUUUAUAGCUAAAUGUGUACCUGUAGAGCCCACAGUGAUGAGAAUGAUUAAUUUCCUGUGCUGUGCAUUGGGGGUGCGAAAACAAAAUUUCCUUUUGUAUGGCCCGUGAUUAUUUCUAUCCUGAGUAACGUUUUAUCUUAUGUACAGUAAAAUGUGAAUUUUUUUUUUCCUAAUCACUCA